CCGACCGUGUUUCCCUUCCUCGAUUCCAACUUUUCCCCAACCUAGCGCUAGCUGAAGGCUCUGGCGGCGGCGAGCGAUUCUUGGUCCGGCGGCGGCGGCCGGCUCUCCUGCCUCUCCCUCGGUCCCUCCCCUCCCCUCCCCUCCAUCCGGCCAUCUCACUCCCCUGCCCUCGGCCUCCGGCGCCCAGCCCUCUCCUCCGCGGCUCCCCCAGGCGCCAGGCCACCAGUCCGCCUCCGGCCUCCCGAGCGCGGCGGCAGCAACAUCCAGCAGUCCGGCCUCCGUUCCUCAACAGCCACAAUACCCGGACGCCGGUUGGCCCCGCCAAAACGCAGCUCCCCGCCAACGCCCCUCUCUCUCAGCUGCCGACCUCGGCAACGAGCUCACCCACACGCCUCUGCUGCCAGAAGAUUGCCCGCAGAAUCAUGUAUUUCGGAGACGAAAGAAGGAGUUUGAUAACACCGAAGAGAUGGAACUUGCACCUAUAACAAUGAGUGGUAGCUCAGCUUUGAGGAUGUUGCAGGGCAGAGUGUUUGUCUUAGGAAAAAAGGUUGUUGUGGCAAAGAAAGGGAAAGGGAAAAAGAAGGGCAAAGACAGUGAAAAAGGAACUGAAGGUCCUGAAAAACAGAAGCGUAAAAGAGCGCCUAACAAGAAAUCAGGUAACGUCGCACGUAAACCUGAAAAGAAGCCUGAGGAUUGUUUCAAAAAGAAGUCGAUAUUCUUUGAUUUGGAAUACUGGGAGCACAACAAGUUAAGGCACAAUCUAGAUGUCAUGCAUAUUGAGAAAAAUGUCUUUGAAAAUUUAAUUGGAACCUUACUGGAUAUUGAUUCUAAAACAAAGGAUGGCCUUAAUGCACGACUUGACUUGGGAGAAAUUGGAAUUCGAUCUAGCCUUCAACCUCAUGAAGGUGAUAAGGGUAAAACUGAAUUGCCGCAUGCACCUUUUAAUAUGUAUAAAGAAAAGAAGGAGAUUCUUUGUACAGUGAUUAAGAAUUGUAGGACACCUGAUGGUUGUGCAUCAAACUUUUCAAGGUGUGUGAACAUGAAAGAAUUGACAUUGACUGGCCUCAAAAGCCACGACUGCCAUGUUAUUCUACAAGACAUCCUUCCUGUGGCACUUUUACACUGUUAUCCCAGUAAAGAUGUCAUGAUAUUAGUUGUUGAGCUGGCUAAUUUCUUCAAGAAACUAUGCUCCAAAGUGUUAGAUUUCUCUGAGCUUGACAAACUGCAAGAGAGUAUUGUGAAGACACUUUGUAAUAUGGAAAAGGUUUUUCUUCCAUCGUUUUUUACUGUCAUGGUACAUUUAAUGGUGCAUUUAGUUGAAGAAGCUAAACUUGGUGGCCCGGUGCAUUACAGGUGGAUGUACCCUCUAGAGAGAUCAUUUGUUUGGCUAAAGUCACUUGUGCGCAAUAGAGCUUAUCCUGAAGGUUCUAUUGCUGAAGGAUAUACUGUUAGUAGACACUUUGCUGACUGGUUGGAACAAAAGGUUAUACUAGAUGAUGGAUCGGAUAUCACAGAAAAGAUAAGAGCAUUAGCCGCAAAACCAAGCAAAUGCGGGGUGCGCUAUAGUGGCUAUAUAAUUAAUGGUUUCAGGUUUCAUACUAUCAGUCGCGAGACAGGACGCGUGACACAAAAUAGUGGUGUCGUGAACCUUGCUGAAAAUGGUGUGUCCUAUUAUGGUCGGUUAUCUGACAUCUUUGAAUUGUCAUACAAAGAUUACAAGGUGGUCUUCUUUAAAUGUGAUUGGUAUGAUGUUCAUCACAAAGCUGGUAUUAUAAGAGAUGAGUUUGGAUUCACUCAUGUGUACUUCUCCCGAAAAAUACAUACAGGGGAGAAGUUAGAGGAUGAUCCUUUUGUAUUUUCUUCCCAAGUGGACCAGGUCUUCUAUAUUCAAAAUCCGAGAAGUGAGAAUUGGAAUACCAUGGUGAAAUUCAAACCUCGUGAUAUUUUUGACAUGGGUGGAGAACCAUCUUCAGAUGAAACAGAGUAGUCUUUGUGCUUUUAGCUUGUUACUGCAGCUAAGAUAUAGGUUGAGCACUUGUCAUCCAUGCUCCUAGGUAGAAUUACUCCAACAUAAUUAUUCCAGCUGGGUGGAUCUUCUUCAGAAUGUAUUGUUCCCUAUGUGACUCUGUGAUGAACGAGCCUAUGGUCUUUUUUUUAAUGUGUAUGUUCCCUUUUGUUAUGAAUGAACAGUUGUAUGGCUA
Molecule: messenger RNA, 2201 nt
Organism: Aegilops tauschii subsp. strangulata
Lineage: Eukaryota; Viridiplantae; Streptophyta; Magnoliopsida; Poales; Poaceae
Source: RefSeq, a predicted model, not a curated record